UCUUAUCAAUCUCUGUCCUCUGCUCACACUGCGUUCGUCUGACAUGGUAGCCUGGGGUGAGCCAGACAAGCACCUUCAAUGGAUUUCUAAAAGAUAGACAGACAAUUGGGACAAUAUUUUUAAUCAAUUCCUCGUGAUUAAGAAUAUAUAUAGACUACUGUAUAUUCCCUAUUCACACGCGUUACAUUGUUAACCCGAGUAUGCGCACUGAACGCCUCCAUUGUCUACCAGCAGCAAGGAGUGAGAGCGAGCGCGCGGAUAUGAGAAUGCAGGGGAGCGGCAUACAUUGACCCAAAUCUCCGGGAACCGGAGAACAAGCGGACCCGGACACACGUACGUCGUUGGAAAGACAGACUGGCAGACAGACAGCAACAGUUGUCAUGGCUAUGGUUAUGAUCAGCUGAACCAGUCUUCAAGACAAAAAUAAUAACAUUAAAGGGGGGUAGCCUAGCCUACUGCAGAGAAGCGCGACUGUCGGAACCGUUGUUGCGCUUUGUGCUUGUCAUCAUCUCUGUUGUGAUUUGGAGCAGGCUGUCCUGUCAUUCGUUGUGAGGGGAAAACGUUUUGCGUUUUGCUUAUCUUUAUCAAGGGGAGUUGUUUUUCUAUCAUUAAUUUGACAUCAUCCUCUUAUAAAUGAUCGUUUUUCUCUGUUGAGCUGAAUCAAAACAUUCGAGUCGCUCAUGUUCCUGUCAGGGAAAUGGGCUGUUGCGUCUGUUAUACACAGCUGCUUUAGUCAGACUUGACAACCGGGAUUUUUUGAAGCUGCCGUUUUGUCCCUGGCAAGGGGCGAUCAAGUGCACUGCAGACAGGCGUGUCGGGGGCGAUUCCAGUGACGGCUCUCGACUCUCUGCGGAGCCCCGUUUCAACAGCCCCCACCCAAUUUUAUCGGGCGAUUUGGAUGGGGGGCAAGCAGAGUACGGCAGGGCGGCCCCGGGGUGCUUUUCACGGUGUCUCGGCGGAUGACAGCGCAGUGCCACCCUCGGCCCACUUUGGGCACUACCGACCAAGUGGCACUAUGGGGUUACGCAGCCGCUCAGUGAGUUCUGUGGCUGGGAUGGGCAUAGAACAUAGUCCUACGGUGCCCUUUGGGUUUUAUACCCCCAGAGGAACAGACUCGGACAGGGCCGGAGGGGGGUCUGGCACUAACGCCGCCCAUGGUAACGGCUACCAGGAAACGGGCAGCGGGCAUCACACGGAUGGUAUGCUCUAUCUGGGCUCCCGAGGGUCGUUGGCAGACACCUUGCCCCUGCACAUUGCACCCCGGUGGUUUAGCGCCCACAGUGGGUUCAAGUGUCCUGUCUGCUCCAAGUCUGUGGCGUCUAAUGAGAUGGAGGUGCACUUCAUCAUGUGUCUAAGCAAGCCCCGCCUGUCCUACAACGAUGACGUGCUGGCCAGGGAUGCCGGGGAGUGUGUAAUCUGUCUGGAGGAGCUGCAGCAAGGAAACACCAUCGCCAGACUGCCGUGCCUCUGCAUCUAUCACAAAAGCUGUAUAGACUCCUGGUUUGAGAUCAAUCGUUCCUGCCCUGAGCAUCCUUCAGACUGACUGACUUCUGUGCUCCUACUCCUACUGUUCAAGGACACUUUAUGUUCCUACCAUGGAUAUCUGGACACUGAAGUAACCAAAAAACUAAACAAUCAAAACAACCUAUCUAUCAAUUGAUCUAUCAAUCUAUCAAGAGAAUUCCUAGCAAACGGAACCAAAAAAAAAAAAAACAUUAAGCUAAUACUGUCACUUCCACAUGCAUAAAAGAGUGCUCCUCCUCCCUGCCACCUCUCCCCUAGCCCUAGAGGCUGCUAACUGCCAGUCCCUAUGUUGGCCCAACUAGGCUGACCAUCCCUCCAGGCCAACUGCCUCACCAGGCUGCUUGGCCCCCCAGCCAGCCAGUCACCACGCCACAUGGCCUGGUCCUCUCUGGGCUCCUCCGGGGGUCUGGCCCUUGCUCUGCUCUGCCUUCCAUUUUGCCUCCUAGGUUUGGCCCUGCCUGGCUCCAUAUCACUCAUCUGGAUCCAGCCAUCUCAUGGCCUUCAUCAGGAAGAGACAGAGGAGGAUAAUGAAGAUAAAGAAAAAGAUGAAAAGGAAGGAAUAGGGCUGGAUGAACCCUGUGUGCCAGGGCAGGGUUGACUCCCAGGACGUUGUCUGAUAAUGCAACAAAAGGCUUUCCCCCAAUCACCAGAGUUACAGCACCCGCCCACCCAAUCAUUAGUUGAAGAGACAUGCGCUUAUCUUUAGUCUUUACUUUGAGGUGGAGCAGCGAUGUGUGAAGUGCAGCAUUGGUGUGGCAGGCAUGGUCUGUCUAUGUAGGUUUCUGUUUGGGUUAUGUGUGUGUGUGUGUGUGUGUGUGUGUGUGUGUGUGUGUGUGUGUGUGUGUGUGUGUGUGUGUGUGUGUGUGUGUGUGUGUGUGUGUGUGUGUGUGUGUGUGUGGAGGGGUGUAGUUAAUGCUUCUAUAUGUGUCAGGGCAGUGAAAAUAUCAGUCAGACUACACUUGUUCUGUAUGCGUUAGUGUGUGGAGGGGUACGUUGUUUAUGCUUGGUGGUGGGUGAAUGUGUGUGUGUGUGCUUAUGUGUCGUGGGAGACAGUUGGGGGUCAUUGGUUUAUGUUUUUCUAUGUUCUGGGACUGUGAGGAUGAUGUCCGUAAGCAUACAUGUGGUGUGGUUGAGGUUGGGGUGAUGAUGCAGCCAUCUCUGUAGUGUGAGAGCCUGAUUUGCUAAAGGGUCAAAUAGAAGUCUGAGACAAUACUAUGUGUUGGUCUGUGUUUGAAAUGUUUACAAUUUAGAUGUCCAUUUUCCCUGUGUGAAUGUGGUAUUGCUCCAUUUAUUUUGCUAAUGUUUACAGUUACAUAAAAUCGACAUGACAUACACA
This is a messenger RNA of Salmo salar (Atlantic salmon), 2860 nucleotides long. Its product is annotated as E3 ubiquitin-protein ligase znrf1. Gene Ontology annotation, cellular component: membrane; intracellular membrane-bounded organelle; cytoplasm. Gene Ontology annotation, molecular function: ubiquitin protein ligase activity. The record is from RefSeq and is a predicted model, not a curated record. Lineage: Eukaryota; Metazoa; Chordata; Actinopteri; Salmoniformes; Salmonidae. Gene Ontology annotation, biological process: protein K48-linked ubiquitination; proteasome-mediated ubiquitin-dependent protein catabolic process.